Messenger RNA from Psylliodes chrysocephalus, 3705 nucleotides. The record is from the annotation of a GenBank genome assembly. Lineage: Eukaryota; Metazoa; Arthropoda; Insecta; Coleoptera; Chrysomelidae.
GGGGUGUGUAACUUUUAACAUUUUUUUUUUCGUUUGUACUACUCAAAAUUAUAAACAUUAAAAAACGAUUUUUUUCCGGCGUGAUUUUUUUUUAAUUAUAAAACUACUGUAUUUUGUGCGCGAGUUAUAGUCGUUCGUGUUGGCUGAUUUUUAUUCAAACUAAAACUUCAGUUAAGAAGUAGUUUUUUGAGAAUGAGUAGAUUCGAAGUUUUGGUUAGAGGGCGACACAUUUUUUGUGCGGUUGAUUUCGUACGGACUUGUUACUGAAAUAUUUUGGGUAAGAUGUCCUGGGAGUCUCUAAACUCGCAUCAUGAGUAUGUAAGCAACUUGAACGUAGGCCACCAACUUUCAGCCACCCGCCUCCUGUCCUCCCCCGAUGGCUCACGACACCCCCUCGACGGCCUCGAACAGGUCUGGCCUUGGACCAAUUCUUACUCCAGCCUUCACCGAGACACCUACACUGAGGUUCGAACCCCGCGUCCACCCAGAUUCACAUGGGGCUGCUUCCAGGCGUGCCGGGCAAGGAUACAUCAUAGUUUCGCCAAAAGAAAGGUAGACCAAGGACUCCGAUUGUACAACCAACAUAAACAGCAGCAGGCAGUUAGAAAAUGGAAAUCGGCUCUUAAAGCCAUACAAAAAAGGGAGGAUAAAUUUAGUCUGCUUGGUUACCUAUACCAGGCUUAUAUGGAUUGGGGAAAAUACAGGGAUGCUUUAGAGUAUGCACAUAGACAGCUGUUCAUAUCCGAAGAGUUAGAUAGUCCAAAUAUGAGAGCGGAAUCUUAUUUGAAUUUAGCCAGAGCUCAUCAACGUUUGGGGGGAUUAGAAAGAGCAUUGGCGUACGCUAGACAUUCCCUGUACAAUGAAUGCGAACAGCACGCCACUGCAGGUCACGUUCAUCUAACCGUCGGUUCUGUUUAUCUAGAAUUGGCAGGUUUUAAUAAAGCCCUAGACAGUUUUCAACACGCCCAUAGAAUAGCUCAAGCAGUACACGAUCCAGCUCUAGAGUUACAGGUUUACGUAGGACUAUCUGAGCUUUUCAGCAGACUCCAGGACGCUGAUAAAAGUGCAAGAUACGCCUCCAAAGCAUACGAUUUAUCCAGGUCCUUACAAUUAGGCGAUUUAAAUUCAAGACAUCACAGAGCCGCUCUUCUUCAAAUGGCUUCUGCACUUAGAAAACAAGGUGAAUUGGGAGAUGCUCACGAUUAUUGUUCUGAAGCAACGAGAUUAGCACUAGUUUCUGGAGAUCAAGCCACCUACGCCAGAAGUAUACGAAUUAUGGGCGACAUCUAUAGAAAAAAGUCUGACAUAAACAAAGCCUUUCGCCAAUACGAAACAGCCAUGGGUUCGGCGGCGGCCAUGGGCGAUAGGGUCAUCCAAAUGGAGUCCAUGGACGGUGCCGCCAGGUGUUUAGAGGCUCUAAGACUACAGCACAAAAUCUGCAACUGCAGACCCUUAGAAUUUAAUACUAGGUUACUGGAAGUGGCCAGUUCUGUUGGUGCUAAGCUUCUAGUAAGGAAAGUCCGAAUCAGACUUUCUCGAAUAUACCAUGCACUAGGAGACGAAGACCAGAAACUUCAUCAUGAGCGACUAGCGCUUAGACUCCAGGAGGACCUGGAUCUGCAGUGCGGUGGGUGUGGUUCCCCUUACGGUCUCGAAAGUGACUCACUCGAAGCUCUGCCUUGUGCUCAUAUCCUUCACGCAAGAUGUGCCUACGAAUUAUUCAAACGGAAUAAGAAAAAGAAACGUUCGUGUCCGGAAUGUGAUCGAACUAGUUCCAGAUUGUAUCUAAACUGCAACGACUACAACAAUAUGACGUACAGUCCCAUACCGCUUUCGAUUUGUUCGUCUGACAGCCAUUGCACCUCGCACCAAGCCAUCAGUUCGGUCUAAAUUAAAAAUUACAACAAUCGAAACUUGAAGUUUCGGCGGACGCUGUUUAUCGGACGACCGACGCAAGGUUACACGAUGAGGCCGGAUGACUUUUUCUACUUUGAAAGCAGAAAUUCGAUUUGUUUGAUCUUCUUUUACACACAACAAUUUUAAUCGUACGACCACAUUUAAUUAACACCAGUUCCGAAAGUGUGCCAACUGACGUCAUCUAUCAAUGUCAAUGAAUGUAUAGAGCAUGUUGAAAAAGUAAGAGUGCCUAGUGCAAUUGUCGGAGGAGACGAAAUUAUGUUCUGGCAUAAAAAAAAUUAAAUAUUUUUUUUAGUAAAAUAUGAAUUCAUCAAAUCAUAAAAAAUAUAUUACACGCUACUGAACAAUAAUUGUUCUCCCUCUAUCACCCAUAUUAUUAUUGCAAUCCAUGAGCAUUUCAUUAAAAAAAUAUGCUAAAAAGGAAUUGGCUAAUGGAAAUGGCCCCCUCCAAAAUUUCUGGAUGGGGCCGCCCUUGGGAUUACACAAGACGCAGCACUGUCACCAGCCAUAGGGUCAUGGAGUCCUCAAGAAACUUCCAUUCAUCCCAGGCAAAAAUUUAAAAAAAUAAUGAAAGAAAAAAAAAGAGAAAAAUCCCUUAAUAGCAUAGUUGACUGGUUUUGGCAACUAGUCAAAGACUCUGAUAAUCCUUAGGGGUAAGAACGCCGGUACUUCACAAAUGCCCGGGGUCCGGAGUAUUUUCAUAACUGGUUUGGAAAGGGAGGAGAGAAUAAUAAUAAGUGAAUAAACAAAUAUACUACUAGUACCACUACUACUACUUUAUUUGAUAAUGUCCCAACUUUUCGAUAAGACUUAAAUGAUAACUACACGUAAUACCCAACUCAUAAGCGAUAGGAAACUUCCUAUUGAAAUAUAUAGUUUGGAUCUAUUAACGAUUAUAGCAUUGGAAAACUAUGAUAAACGAAUCGUGAGUAAAAAUGGGAUAAAAAUAUGAAUAUUAUUGGCAUUCAUAUGGAAAAUAAUUAUUUGUCUCAAAACAAAAGCAAACAACAAAUUUAAAACGAACGUUUUAAAAUAAUUAAGGAUAUUUACGUUUAUCUCUGAUACACAAUUCCAUGAACAACACUUUUACUUGCAAUAAUAUUAAUUGGUUUCGAAACAUAGGGUCCUGAGGCACGGUCACUGCUAGAACGGCCUUACGGCCAAACUUUCGGGCACAGCCCUUGCUCAAAUGUUUUAUUUUGAAGACAUAAAGUUGGUGAAUGUCAAACGUAUUGGACUAACUCUUGUGGGUUUCAUUCACUGAUCUGUAUUAUUUUACUGGAUAGGAUAUAGCCCCCUAAAAAACGUUCCGAAAAAUUGGCCGAUUUGGGCAAAAAAUAUGGCGGACCGGAUGUUAUUUAACAUAACCUCUAUUUCCAUUUGUCAUCACAUUUGUCAUUUAAUUGUGUCAACAAAUUACGAUGACACGUUUUUUUUAUUUAUUUAGGUAGUAUCGGAUAGCAUUAUUAUGAUAUAAACAAUAAACGAUCAUCCGUGAAGACACAAUAUGCUUCACGUUUCCAUUUUUAUAUUUUCUUUCAUAAAAAAAUCAAAUUAUAGGUGAAUUGUCCCGAAGGACAUUGCCCGCAGAAGGAAUAAGAAGAAGAAUAAGAAGAAAAACUAAUCAAAUUAUAGGUUAGGUAUGUCAAAUUAUCCCAAAAUUCAGUUCUGUAAUCCCACCAUAAUUUGCCCAAAUCGGCCAGCAGUGUUGCACUUCCGGUCUCCUUGGUGGAACGGAUUUUUAGUAUGUUAAAUAUAGCCUAUAUCCUAUCCAGUAAAAUAAUACAG